This is a messenger RNA of Mangifera indica (mango), 614 nucleotides long. RefSeq lists its product as uncharacterized. The transcript has a single exon. Lineage: Eukaryota; Viridiplantae; Streptophyta; Magnoliopsida; Sapindales; Anacardiaceae. The record is from RefSeq and is a predicted model, not a curated record. The coding region runs from base 94 to 477 and encodes 127 amino acids.
CCUUCUAAAUUCUCACCAAACAUUUGAAUUUGUCAAAACAACCUUAAAAGCUUGUUCCUUUUUCUUCUUCAGAAAAGAAAAAGGAAAACUAAAAUGGGUUAUUACAGAAGAAGCAGCAUCUUAGAUUCCUUCAGUCUUAGUCCACUUCCCUAUCCAGUUCUCUUGAUCUUAGCCGUCAUACUAAUCUUUCUCGGCAUAUCGUCCUACUUCAGCUACGAGGAGGCUCUUGAAGAGGUUGAAGGACAGCUGAGCUGGGUGCUUUUUGCGACGCCGGUUGUGUUGAUUCUGCUCGUUCGUUGGCUCUCAUCCAAGGAAAACUCAGACAUGUUCUUCGCCUCUUCGUCGCCGUGGGACAAGCACCGCCGGACCUACUACGGUCAGUCGGAGGGAAGUUUUCCGUGGGGUGUGGCCGCCAUGAUUGUGUUGCUCCUUGUUCUUGUGCAGUUCCAGUCUAGCUUUCUUGAUAGCUGGUUCUGAAAUAUAAAGAUAAAACAAUAAGUAAUUAAAUUAAUUUAUAUAUAACUGGUUUGUAAAUAAUAGAGUUAAUUGAGUCCAUCAAAGGUUGUUUGUUUGUUUUAUAAUAUAUGAAGCAAGUUAUGCCUUUUCUUCCUGUA